CAGCAACAACAGCAACAUCCUGAACAACAACAACAACCACCCCAUGACCUUGAGUCUUGGAAAUCAAAUUUCAUCAAUCUUUGUUCCAAGUUCACCGGUAACCUCAUUGAGUUGACGGCCUUGCUGAACCAAGGCCCGCAUCUCAAUCUGGAUCCUACUGUUACCAGCUUUGCCCCAUCCAUACUUCAGGCCAUUUGGACUCGGUAUGAAAAUGCCGCGCAACCUUCAAUCAAUCCUACUCCCAACCCUCUCCCUGAUCAAGGCAACCCCUCUGUUCUGAGUCAAGAUGCUGCUUUUUUCCGCUCCUCGGAGCUUUGGGAGAUGGUGGACCAGGCUGUUCAAUCACAUCUCAAACCGAAUGAAGCACAAGGUGGGUUUGAUGCCCCAACUUUCAGCCUGGACUUGGAGUUAAGCAUGGGCAGACCUCCACAACGACAAGAUCAACCAUCUUCCUCAUUUUCCCCCUCUCUAUCGCUGGGUGAUUUUUUCAAAGAUCACGAGGACCUACAUGUGGAUAAUAUCUUCCAGUCCACCAAGCCUAACAAUGAUCCGCCUAAGGGGUAAUCCCUAUGUGGACUAACUUUGAUACUGUACUCUUGGCUCAUUGCCCCAGUUUUUUCACUAAUUCACUAACAUGAACUAGUUACAUUUGUUCCCCUGGAUAUUUCCUUUGUGUGAGUGCUUUCUUAGUAGACAUAUCCCAAUGGUUUUUAAUAUAUUUAUGAUUGGAUUUACCCCAGUUUCAACGCUGAAGUAGAUGUCUUUACACACCAACCUCACAUCCAAUCAAAUGAAAGGUAUCUAGUUCAUUUGAUGUUCGCUUGUAUGAUCACUGUUUUGCUUUAGUUGUUCAUUGUACUCCCCAUGUAUGAUCAUUGGUUUGAUGAGGUUGCUCAUUGUACUACCCUGUAUGUUCAAUAUACUACCCUAACCUCUAACAUCCUCAAAUGAUGAUCAUCUUGUCUUGUACAUUGAACACUACAUGAUGUUCAUUAUACUCCGCUUUAUGUUCAUUGGUGUAUUAUGAUUGCUGAGUAACGUGCAAAUGAUCAUUCCACCUGAUCAAUGUACCCUACUUAUUGUUCAUUUGAGAAUGUUUCUGAUGAUCAUUGUGAUUUAUUAUCUUCUCCAGCUAAUCUAAUACUAUUAUAGUGUUGUACAUUCUACUCCCAUCUAUGUUCAUUGGUUUAUUUUGGUUGUUCAUUCUACUCCCCUGAAUGUUCCUUUCGACUUGACUAGCUCCAUAUGUUCAUUGCUUAUAAUUGUACACUGUGUUGCUUCCUAAUGAUCAUUGUGAUCAUAUAUCUAUAACCAUAUGAUUGCUCAUAUGAUUAGAUAGUGUUGUACAUUGCCCUCGCCUUUAUGUUCAUUCCUUUAUUAAGGUUGAUCAUUGUAUAAUGCUUGAUGUUUUAGUAUGGGUUCUUUUGUUCAUUGCUAAUUUUAAAACCCAUAGUGUUAUGUAUGAUGAUCCAAUGCAAAUGGAGGAUUAUACAGCUGACUCGCUUCUGAGUAGUUCAAUGAGAGAUGACGAAUCAGGGUCAGAAGAUCAAUCACCCCCACCCCGAAAUCAAGAUUUAUCGAUCGGAAUUACUACAAGCAGGCCACGCCGCACAAUAAUCAAACCAGCAAUUUUUCGAUCUCCAUAUUUGGUCAAGUACUCCCACCUAAUAGAACAGAAAAGAGGAACGCGGCAAAUAGACAACACCUACUUGGCAGACUUUGCUUUUGAAGCUGGAGAUAAAGAGGACUUGCUCUACGACGAUGGUAACACAUUCCUCAACAGAUCCCACUUCCUUUCUUUGGGGGACGAUGUGGAAAUUUGGAACGGCUUCCUUGAUGCAUGGGCACGUAUCCUAAACCAUCGUAAUUCGGAACGAAUGGCCGGCUCCACUAAACGACUUUUCUUCUCAACAAUAGCACAUCACUUAUUGUUCCCCAAUGCUUCAAAUCCUCCCCCGAGCACCCCUGAGCAAGCGGAGGAAGAUAGGAAGACUGCAAGACUCACUGAAAAUACAAGGAUGGAACAAUUUGUGGAGAGGCUGACAUAUGAGUGCAGAGAACAGGGCAUUACACAUGUUGACCAGUUUGAGUUGGUUUUCUUCCCUGUGUGCGCAUCAGACCACUUCUAUGUCUUCUGCUUAAACUUCAACAAAAUGACUUUGGACAUACUUGACAACAGAAUAUUGCCAGAGAAUGUCUCCAUCCACGACAAAUAUAAAGACUACCCAGCUAAAAUUGCAAUUGCUUAUGGUAGGUUCCUGGUAUCCCUUGGCUUCAACAUGAUAAGUACACCUCUUAAGCCUCGCAUAGUGGAAAUGCCCUGGAGAACUAACUCCAACACCUAUGACUGUGGGAUUUUUGCAAUGCGGCACAUGGAAAAAUAUACCGGUGAAUGGGAAAACAACUUUGAAACUGGCCUCAUUGCUGAUAAUUUUGACAAGAUCAAGAAACUGAGAAUCCAGUACUGCAUUGACAUUCUUGUGAGCAAUGUCAACACCCGUGCUGCGUGGGUUGCUGAUUCUGCCAAAGCACAAGCUAAAGGGAAGUCCCAACACAAGUAGAUUCAACACCGCACUCUUCCAACAAGUUCUAAUACUCACUUUUUUUUGUACUAAACCAAACAUUUCUAGAAUUACUUUUGUGUUAACAAAACAAUACCAUUCCUUUUGUAUAGCAACAGCUACUAACUUCUGAGUUGCUAGCUUCAAAAUAUUUGACAUAUUCUAUCCCAUAUGUGACUUGAACAACUUUGCUAUUUACUUCAUUAUAUAGGCCGUACAUUAUCAUUCCUUUUAUGUUCACAUCAAGUUCCUCCAUAGUUCAAACAUUUAAAUGAUUAUACACACUUCGUAACAUAUUUCCAUAUGAUAACCUCCUGCUUUCAAGUGAUUCCAAACAUUCAAAAAGGGUGGCUUCACCAUUGAUACAUCACAUGUGCCAAAAUACAAACUUCUUUACCCAUAUCUUUAGCAUGUACAUUUUCAAAUACUUUUAUGUUCAGUGCGUAGAGUUAACAUAUACAUCAAUUAUAAACAUUGUAUAAGUUAACACAACCUCCAAUUCAUAAUAAGGAGGUUUUUGGGUGUUUUAGACCAAGUACAACGUGAAUGAGCUACAUCCAUUACAACAAAAAAAAAAACAUAA
Molecule: messenger RNA, 3144 nt
Organism: Beta vulgaris subsp. vulgaris (sugar beet)
Lineage: Eukaryota; Viridiplantae; Streptophyta; Magnoliopsida; Caryophyllales; Amaranthaceae
Exons: 9
Coding region: 1398-2561 (387 amino acids)
Biological process (GO): protein desumoylation
Cellular component (GO): nucleus
Molecular function (GO): deSUMOylase activity
Source: RefSeq, a predicted model, not a curated record